AUGUACGAAGCCGACAGCGGCGGAAGCACCACCCUGCCCAAAACCUUGGCAACAACAGGCGAUGAAUUCAUCCAAAAUGCCCAAAGUCUCAUAGCACGCAGUGCCAAGCUUUGCGCUGAGCUUGAUCGACUACGAUUAGCCGUCGAAACAGAAGCCGAAAAAGUUAAAAACCACUGGCAUGCUUACAUCCCGGGAUUCAGCACCUUUUGGCAGUCAAAUGCAAACCAAAAGAUUCGAGCAGAGUCACUAUUGCAGCGUCUGGAACAACCAAUCAAAAGUGUAGAAGCUGAGGGAUCCCUCCAUCGUGAUUUAAGGCUUCUAGAGGGUGAGUUAUUGUCGUAUGAGAACCAUUGGGCAGCCAUCAAGAAGUGCCACUCGGUGACGUGGUUCCGUUAUGCGGUGCCAUACAAAAAGCUUCCCGGAGACAUUUCAAGCUCCGUAUUUGUCAGCGCCAUUGUCGACAAUGGGCAUGAAUGGAUGAGGGUUCUUAGUACGACCGAACGAGUUCUGCUUGUUCAAAUGGCUGAAGCCGAUUUUCCUUGGGAUGAGCCCGAUGGCGAGGAGGAUACUGAGUUGAAAGAAGUCAUUGAUGACGAGGAGACCCAGGUCGAGGUCUUGAAAACCGCAAAACAGCUCUUGACUGCUGCCCGAGAGAUUCAUGGGGGCUAUUCACAUCGCAUACGAAUAGUCCUGCCGAAUAUUUACAAGGGGAGCCAACCAGCCAUAGACAGGCUUCUACGGGGGGUGAAGAGCCUGGGUGACGAAGUAAUCCAGCUCAAGUUAGAAUGCGCUGAUGAAAGCCAUCACCCUCCCCCACCUCUUGAAACCGCGAUUGCGAAUCUUUUGAGUCUGGGAAACUCUGACCAUGCACCUCCUUUGACACCAAUUCUCAACAUCGAUACCUCUAUCUUUGUUGCGUUAACAACAGACAUCUGUCACAACCACGGCAAUCAGAGAAAAUGGCGCACCAAGAUCCUGGAAGAUGUCGCUGACGAGACCGAGCACGGCCCAAGGCUUUCCAAGUCUCUAUAUCCAAAACUUGGAAACCGUGUCCUCGUAUGCACCAGAGAAGCUGCAGAAACAUGUCUUCGGAUGGUAUACGACGCUUCCACAGAUGAAGAAGUCGCCAGGCUGGAGAUUCUCCUCGGACAAGAGAACCGUAGAGGCAAGCAAGACGACAAAAUGUCCUUUCUCAAGCGGGUUCUGAAACAAGACGGCUGGCCAAUCGAAGCGAAAGAUGAUGCGUCAACCGAGGAGCGACGACAGCGGCUUAUCGCUGAGCUUCAAAAGUUCUCUUGUCACCCAGUGCCCGGUGAACUCCAACUGCCAAUUCGUAUUGUCGAGGAUUUUCGAAGGGAGGACGUUCGAGAAGAGGUCGUCAAAGGGAAUCUGCCAAAAGUUGUUUUGGAAGUGGAGCCCACCCUUAACGAGACGAAUUGUUCAUCGUUCAUGUUCGGCUGGAAAACAGGCUACACCACCAUCACCUGCAAUCGUCAUGCGGUGAGGCGGCUGGGAAAUCUCGUCAAGAAGCUUCGCUGGUCCAGAGACGCGGAGAUUGCACAAAUUCUUGCGCUAGAUUGGGCUAGAGGGCUGGCGAAAAUUCCAUUUCCCGGUGAAGUAUUGGUCGAAGGUCCAGGGAAGGUUGCCUCAAAGUCGACACCGUGA
This is a messenger RNA of Colletotrichum truncatum, 1665 nucleotides long. RefSeq lists its product as uncharacterized. Lineage: Eukaryota; Fungi; Ascomycota; Sordariomycetes; Glomerellales; Glomerellaceae. The record is from RefSeq and is a predicted model, not a curated record.